GUCAUUCUCUGGGUCAUUCUUGUUGCCACAAUGUAAGGAAGGACAUUAUGGCUCUGGAGGGCACAGGAUAUUCUGCUGGAUUGGAUGGCCUCGGUUUGUCAUCCUAGGAGAAGGGAAGGCUGAGCGAGGGAGACUGGAUUCAAGUAGACAAAAUUAUGAGGAUAAUUAUAAGGACAGUUUAGGAUGCACAACUUUGCCGGCAAACCUACUACGCUUGCAUAAUAAGCUAAGAAGCUCUCAGUUUGUGAAUAAUUUCCAUCAUGAACAAAAGAAGAACAAAGGACAGCAGUUUAUCUGUAGGAGAGUGUAUUGCCGAGGUUCACAUGACAUUGAGAAAACGAUUCUGCCACCAUCUCCCUGGUAAACCAUUUGGAGUAGAAGUUCAGUACAAAAAUUUGAUGGAUCUUCUGAAACAAACAGCUGUUCAUGGGGAAAGCAACUCUGUCCUAAUUGUUGGUCCCCGAGGAGCAGGAAAAACUAUGCUGCUGAAAAGUGUGUUAAAUGAACUGAAGGAAAGAAAGCAAAUUGAGGAAAACCUUCUGCAAGUGCACUUAAAUGGGUUAUUGCAAACAGAUGACAAGGUUGCACUGAAAGAAAUCACAAGGCAGCUUCAGCUUGAGAAUGUUGUUGGAGAUAAAGUUUUUGGCAGUUUUGCUGAAAAUCUUUCUUUUCUUCUUGAAGCUUUGAAGAAAGGAAACCGCAGCAGCAGUAGACCAGUACUUUUUAUUUUGGAUGAAUUUGACCUGUUUGCUCAUCACAAGAAUCAGACAUUGCUUUAUAACCUCUUCGAUAUUGCUCAGGCUGCCCAGACACCUGUCGCUGUAGUAGGCCUAACUUGUCGACUGGAUGUUUUGGAACUGCUAGAGAAGCGGGUGAAGUCCAGAUUUUCCCACAGACAAAUUCAUUUGCUCAAUGCAUUUAGCUUCAGGCAAUAUAUGGAAGUGUUCCAGCAACAACUUAGUUUACCAAAAGAAUUUCCUGAUGGGAGAUUCGCACAAGAAUGGAAUCAAAAUAUUGAGUCACUGUGCAAAGACAAAACUGUGGUGGAUAUUCUUCAGAAGCACUUCAACUCCAGCAAGGAUUUCUGCUCUCUGCAUAUGCUAUUGAUGCUUGCUCUUAGACAUGUAACCAUUUCCAAGCCAAGUAUCCGAUCCAUGGAUCUUCUGGAUGCCAGUAGACAAUGCACAAUGGAUUCCAAAGCAAAUAUACUACAUGGUCUGUCUGUGCUGGAAUUCUGCCUAAUUAUUGCCAUGAAGCACUUGAAUUCCAUUUAUGAAGGACAGCCAUUUAACUUUGAAAUGGUUUACAAUGAAUUUCAGAAGUUUGUACAAAGGAAAUCUAACUCUUUGCAUUAUUUUGAGAAGCCUGUAAUUUUGAAGGCAUUUGAACACCUACAUCAACUGGAGUUGAUCAAACCAAUGGAAGGUGUAUCAGUCCGAACCCAGAAAGAAUUUCAGCUGGUGAAACUACUACUGGACAGCAGUCAGAUAAUGGAUGCACUGCAUAAGUAUCCACAUUGUCCAACAGACGUCCGUCUCUGGGCAUCAUCUCCUCUGGAAUAAGCCACUUCAAAUUGGAAUUUGUAAAUUAAGGAAUUUAUGUUUGUUUAUACAUUUUUACUGGAAAAUUAAAGAGACUUAUGGCAGUAAAUGAAAAUUAUUUGCUAAUAAAAUGCCAGAAAAAU
Mobula hypostoma (lesser devil ray) is the source of this 1684-nucleotide messenger RNA. It is a transcript of the gene orc4, whose product is annotated as origin recognition complex, subunit 4. Bases 261 to 1562 code for a protein of 433 amino acids. Gene Ontology annotation, cellular component: nucleus; nuclear origin of replication recognition complex. Gene Ontology annotation, molecular function: DNA replication origin binding; ATP hydrolysis activity. The record is from RefSeq and is a predicted model, not a curated record. The transcript has 15 exons. Gene Ontology annotation, biological process: DNA replication; DNA replication initiation. Lineage: Eukaryota; Metazoa; Chordata; Chondrichthyes; Myliobatiformes; Myliobatidae.